AUGGCUUUGACACAGAUUCCUUUCCCGGCUAGGCUUCUCGGAAAGUUCGAGGCAGGAGAAGUCUCGCCUUCCUUCCAGGCGAUGCACGCUUCGCCUGUGAGAUCACCGGCCAGCACGGGUGGCACAUUUUCGGCUGUGACUGACUCGCCGAUCUCGCCGACCGGCACGAAAUCUGCGUUUUUCACUGCCAGUGCCUCGGAGAAGCUUCAGCUUCACAAGGCCGGGCAGUGCCAUCCAUGUGUAGCCUUCGCCUACAGAUCGGGCGGGUGCUACAAAGGCGACUCCUGCACCCACUGUCAUCUUUGCACAGCCACCGAAGCAACGGCGCGAAGAAGGCAACUGCAGGAAGCCGCACGCCGGCAAAGGAAGCAGCAGAAAACGGCAGAUCAAGGGAAGAUGACAGCUCGCAUUCUGGCCGGAGAGGCCUUUUGGCUUUGA
This is a messenger RNA of Symbiodinium sp. CCMP2456, 438 nucleotides long. Lineage: Eukaryota; Dinophyceae; Suessiales; Symbiodiniaceae. The record is from the annotation of a GenBank genome assembly.